CGGGGGAGGCCCGGCCCUCUUUGUGGUUGCAGUUGGCAAGAUGGCGCCCGUGGGGGUAGAGAAGAAGCUGCUGCUGGGCCCCAACGGGCCCGCGGUGGCGGGCGCCGGCGACCUGACGACUGAGGAGGAAGAGGGCCAGAGCCUUUGGUCUUCGAUCCUGAGCGAAGUGUCCACCCGCGCCAGGUCUAAGCUGCCGUCGGGCAAGAACAUCCUGGUGUUCGGUGAAGAUGGUUCUGGUAAAACAACCCUCAUGACAAAACUGCAGGGAGCUGAGCAUGGCAAAAAGGGAAGAGGCCUAGAGUAUCUCUACCUCAGCGUCCACGACGAGGACCGUGAUGAUCACACGCGCUGUAAUGUGUGGAUUCUGGAUGGAGACCUGUACCACAAAGGCCUGUUGAAGUUUGCUGUUACUGCUGAAUCUUUACCAGAGACCCUGGUCAUUUUUGUGGCAGACAUGUCUAGGCCCUGGACUGUGAUGGAAUCGCUACAGAAAUGGGCUAGUGUUUUACGUGAGCACAUUGAUAAAAUGAAAAUUCCACCAGAGGAAAUGAGGGAGCUGGAACGAAAGUAUAUGAAAGAUUUUCAAGACUAUAUUGAACCUGAAGAAGGUUGUCAAGGUUCCCCACAGAGAAGGGGCCCUCUCGCCUCAGGACCUGACGAGGAAAACGUAGCCCUGCCUCUCGGUGACAGUGUGCUAACACAUAACCUGGGGAUUCCUGUGUUGGUAGUGUGCACAAAGUGUGAUGCGGUGAGUGUCCUGGAGAAGGAGCACGAUUACAGGGAGGAGCACUUUGACUUCAUCCAGUCACACCUUCGGAGGUUCUGCCUCCAGUAUGGAGCUGCCUUGAUUUACACAUCAGUGAAGGAAGAGAAAAACCUGGACUUGUUGUAUAAGUACAUUGUUCAUAAAACGUACGGUUUCCACUUUGCCACACCUGCCUUAGUUGUGGAAAAGGAUGCAGUUUUUAUACCUGCAGGCUGGGACAAUGAGAAGAAAGUAGCUAUUUUACAUGAAAAUUUCACAACUGUGAAACCAGAAGAUACAUACGAAGACUUUAUUGUGAAGCCUCCUGUGAGAAAGUUAGUCCAUGAGAAAGAGUUGGCAGCAGAAGAUGAGCAGGUGUUUCUGAUGAAGCAACAGUCACUCCUUGCCAAGCAGCCAGCCACGCCCACGAGAGCCUCCGAAUCUCCAGCAAGAGGACCCUCUGGCUCUCCACGAACCCAGGGCCGGGGAGGGCCAGCCAGUGUGCCUAGUGCCUCCCCAGGCACAUCAGUAAAGAAACCGGACCCCAACAUCAAAAAUAACGCAGCAAGUGAAGGGGUGUUGGCCAGCUUCUUCAACAGCUUAUUGAGUAAAAAAACAGGCUCCCCUGGGAGUCCGGGUGCUGGUGGAGUACAGAACUCAGCCAAGAAGUCAGGACAAAAGACUGUGUUGACAAAUGUUCAGGAAGAAUUGGAUAGGAUGACUCGAAAACCAGAUUCCACAGUAACAAACUCUUCAACCGAUAAUGAAGCCUGAUCCUCCUUAAAAAGUGCAUAUGUAAAAUGACCAAAUAACUAUGUAUAUUGAUCUGCUAAGACCAGGAUUUUUCUGAUAUGGCACACGCUAUCUAUCAGUUUUUGGGGGCAGGGGAGUGAAUUCAAAAAACAAAAAACAAAAAAACUACUUCAUUGGCUUGUCCAAGUGUGGAAUGCACAUUUAGGAAGGUUACCUGUGAGACCCCUUUGCUAAGGAUCACCCUUGGACUCUCAGGCAUGUGGCUGCCGUGGGGAGUGAGUGUCGCUGGGCUUCUUGUAGAGGGAGGUGGCCCAAGGAAGAGGUCUGCUCUCUCCGAGGGCAAAGUCGGUGAGAUCCGGAAAUCAUUGACCAGGUGGUGGCUAGUGUGACCAGUGUCGUGUUAGCAAAUUAACUUGUUCUUGGGAAGCAGAUUAAGUAGCCGAAAGUUCAGGAAAGAGAAAGACUGAAAGGAGAGGGAGCAAAGUAAUGAUGGGGGAGCCGAAAGGAGAAGAGAAGGAAGUGGAGGAAGGAGGCGAUGGGUGGGGGUGCUGAAUCCUGUGUGUUCAGGAGAAGUUGAAGAAUCAUUCUUAAGACAAAUUCAGAAACAUUUCAAAGUACUCAUUAAGGAGAAUCGGAAUUGGACUUUUUCUGAGUGCAUCUUGAACUGAGGAGAAAGCUGUUAAGUGUGGGGUGCCUGAGUCAUGGGGUGCUGGCCCAGGGUCGGGGGGAUGGCAGCUGCCUGGACUCCAGCUUGUCCCUGGACUAUGUCCUCAGGGGAGGUCCUGGGCCCCCUGCAUGUGCUUCAUGGGACAGUCACUGUGGCAUGUGCAAGUCAGCACUUGCAAAUUAGUUUACUUCAGAUUGUGUAGUUCUGCUUCGUUUUUUGUUGUUUCUUGUUUUUUCUUUUUUUAUGAAUUUUUUUUUUUACUGGCCACUGGCUGGCCUAUUAAUGGACAGUGGUAACCAUCCUCUUAUUUGACCAUAACUCAAUGUGCUACAGAAAGUUGGAGGGAAGUUUUUUUCAGUGAUUGCACUCUAAUUGGCUUGCACCAGUCCCUGCCUUAUGGUCUGGGGAACUUUAGUUAUGUUGAUGCAAAAGGAUCUUAUCCUAGCUCCCUGAUCUGAUCAGUGCUAUCAGAUGGACAAAUAAGUGUCAACUGUUUUAUAUUGAAAAUGGAAAUAACAUUGCUCUUGUGUUUUUCAUGAAAUGUAGCAUUUCUCCUUGUGUGGGACUAAGUUGUAGGUGUCUCCAAGUCAGGCCUAUUCAACCCUGUUGUCAUGUCACGCCACUGUUCCGGAAGUGAUAACUGAUUUGAAAGGGCACUUUUAGUUUUUAUGUAUGAUAUAGAACAUUCAAAUGCAAACACUACCAUGAAUUUAAUAUAUAAAACAUUUGUUGUCAAACCAAUGGGGGGGAACCACAGUCCACUUAUGUGGCAUUUAUUCUUUUUAUAUGAAUUUAUACUGGGUCUGAGAAUAACUUCCCCGGUGUCAACGCUUUUACAUAUCAGAUUUGACUGACCACUAACAUAGGGCCAGGCAUAGCCUAACUUACUGUUACAUAACACAACCCUACAUUGUCUUGAAUUGCUUUUGUGUAAAGGUCUGAACACUGUUAUGGAGAAAGAGUAUUGACUUGCCUUUCUUAAAAACAGAAAAAUAUGUUUUCGGUGCCAGUUUUAUUUUCAAAGAUAAACUUUCUUCUCCCUUUUGAAUUGAGUUGGGGGAGGUUUCCUUGUCUAUGUGUUUUCUUUUCCCCCAAUGUAUUGUGGCCUCCAGUAACCAGAGUGUUCGGGUAUUGACCGGAAACUGAUUGCGGAAUGGUAUCUUUGUUGUGACCAGCAGAUGCCAAACAGCUUGUGGCCACUCUGAUGGGUCUUCUGCAGCUGAGGGGACAGGGUGAACCCGCCCCAGUAAGGAAAAGUUCUUGGAAAGGCCCGUGCCUAAGAGGGAUACAGUGUGGUUUUUAAAUUUUUAUGCAGAUUUUACUUUUUUUUUUAUCAUUUAAACUGAUAAGCACUUUUAUUUUUUUGUCAACAUGAAAUGUACUGAAAUUGAUGAAAUGCUAACCUAUCUUAUGAGGGAAGGUUUUUUGGAGCUUACCUUCCCUGACAAGGUGAUACCCCUAGUCAAGAAAUGGAUGCGGUAUGUCCUGUGCUCAGUGGUUGCCAAAGUUCACCAUCUUCGGGGAGCUGCAGGGUGUUUUCGGGGAGGGUGGGGGGGAGGAUAUUCUUUGUUGUUAUAUUGGGGUUUUUCUAGCAUUGGAGCCAAAGGCCAACCAAUAAACAGCCUUUACUUUUUAAAGUAAAAUCCAUUUAAUUUGCAGAGUACACUUGUGUGGUAGACAGUUAAAGACAAUUUUAUGCCUAUGUACAUUAAUUAUAGUAGUGACAUCUUCUGUUUGUCUUUGAAAUGAAAAAAAUAAAUCAAAGAAAUAAGCCCAACAUUAAAGUGACCGUGAAAGGGGCCACGAAUUGGUCUUUCCUAAAUGCAACGGGUAUGCUGCUAGAAUUAUUUAAUUUUGUUUGUUUGCACUUCUUUUUUUUCUUUUUGGAUUGGCAUUUAAAAAUCAGUAUUUAAGCUAAAGACGCCGUGUUUUAUUAAUUUAACACAUUGAAAGUGACUGCUGUGUAUGUCAUGACCUUAACAAUGUUGAUGCUGUAAGUGGGAGUUCACUGUCAUGUCUAUACUAAGUUUAUCCAUGUUUUUAACUUAAAAUUAGGACUACAGACUAUUUCCCCACCAGCCUUAGUCCAGGGGUGUGACUGUACCCAGUGUGCAGUCCUAGGAACCUUGCUUUCUAGUGCUGGCAAAGAAGAUGUCUCUGAUUACUGCCUUCAAUAAACACGAGUCCAAACUGCUUACAA
This is a messenger RNA of Sorex fumeus (smoky shrew), 4365 nucleotides long. It is a transcript of the gene DYNC1LI2, whose product is annotated as dynein cytoplasmic 1 light intermediate chain 2. The transcript is spliced from 13 exons. Bases 41 to 1519 code for a protein of 492 amino acids. Gene Ontology annotation, molecular function: dynein heavy chain binding. NCBI's taxonomy places the organism in Eukaryota, Metazoa, Chordata, Mammalia, Eulipotyphla, Soricidae. Gene Ontology annotation, biological process: microtubule cytoskeleton organization; microtubule-based movement. Gene Ontology annotation, cellular component: cytoplasmic dynein complex; centrosome. The record is from RefSeq and is a predicted model, not a curated record.